CCGCCAGUAACUGGCUGUUCACCAGUGUAGUUCUGCAGGGCAUCUUGACCUGCUGCCUGUCAAAUAAGUCUUGGGAAAAUACUUCACUUGCCAGAAGAUCAGACGUAAGUCUCAAUGACAGUUCUGAUGUUGCUGAGCGUCGCGGCCAUGGCCGUGGUCGUGGCCCCGGUGGAGCCAGCCAGCAUUCCCGCCCCUGCUGCAGAGGGGGACACGAGCAAUGUGAUUCUUGGUAGGUCCGUAGUGUCCAGUCUCCUCGUCGCCACGGGCUUCAGCGAGGCGUGUGUGGCCGAAGCCCUGGACACCUGUGCACCCACCUCCGUGCAGCGCCCAACGCCGCCGAACCCGCUGGUGCAGGGGGCGAGAGAGCUGCUGCAGGAGGUGCGUCAAGUCGUGAGUCACUACGACAACCGCCCGCGUCACUGCAAGGACCUGCUGGACGGCGGGGACAGCGGCAAGGGCCUUCGCCACGUGUACCCCUUCCCUGGGCAGCCCCAACGCCGCGCGGCAGUGUACUGCGACCAAACGACUGACGGAGGGGGCUGGACGGUGUUCCAGAAACGCACCAACGUCACCGUCCGGGAAGAAUUCAACCGUACAUGGUUGGAAUAUCAACUGGGUUUCGGUCGUCUCGAGGGCGAGUUCUGGCUGGGCCUGGACCUGCUGCACGGACUGACAUCGGCGGCUCUUCAGGAACUGCGCAUCGACAUGGCAGAUUGGGACGACGUUCGACGGUAUGCAAAGUACGCCUUCUUCUACGUCGGCCCUCCAAGCACCAAGUACCGCCUCAGUGUUGGAAGGUACAGCGGUGACGCAAGGGACUCUUUUGCCUCUCAAUCUGGCGGCAGAUUUUCCACUCAUGAUGCUGAUAACGACUCAUCUCCCGGUAAAUGUGCCGUGACGUAA
This is a messenger RNA of Eriocheir sinensis (Chinese mitten crab), 903 nucleotides long. RefSeq names its product ryncolin-2-like. NCBI's taxonomy places the organism in Eukaryota, Metazoa, Arthropoda, Malacostraca, Decapoda, Varunidae. The coding region runs from base 115 to 903 and encodes 262 amino acids. The record is from RefSeq and is a predicted model, not a curated record. The transcript has 3 exons.